GGGCAGAGCUGUGCGGGGCAGCCGGUGCGGGCUGCGCUCCUCCCGCCGGAGGGAGGAGAGCCUUGUCCCAACGAGGCGCUUUGCCUGCGCUGCGCUCCGCCGCCGCCUCGGACUCGGGAGCUUCCCUCCUCCUCCUCCUCCUUCUCGCCUGCUCCUGGCUUUUCUCGGCGGCUUCUCUCCUUUUGGCACAAAGCCGUGCGGUGCCCAGCUCUUGGCUCCCAGAUGGCCAAUUCCCUCAAUGGCCGGAACCCGCGCAAGGGACGGAUCCUGGGCUUCAUUGAUGCCAUUCAGGAUGCUGUGGGGCCCCCCAAGCAGGCAGCUGCCGACCGGAGGACUGUGGAGAAGACCUGGAAGCUCAUGGACAAAGUGGUAAGAUUGUGCCAAAACCCAAAGCUUCAACUCAAAAACAGCCCACCUUACAUACUUGACAUUCUACCAGACACUUAUCAACAUUUGCGACUUAUAUUGAGCAAAUAUGAUGACAACCAGAAACUCGCACAACUCAGUGAGAAUGAAUAUUUUAAAAUCUACAUUGACAGUCUCAUGAAAAAAUCGAAACGGGCUAUAAGACUAUUCAAAGAAGGAAAGGAAAGAAUGUAUGAGGAGCAGUCACAGGACAGGAGAAACCUAACAAAGCUGUCACUCAUCUUCAGCCACAUGCUAGCAGAAAUCAAGGCUAUUUUUCCAAAUGGCCAGUUCCAGGGUGAUAACUUCCGUAUCACCAAAGCUGAUGCUGCAGAUUUCUGGAGAAAAUUCUUCGGAGAUAAAACUAUAGUGCCAUGGAAAGUGUUUAGGCAGUGCCUUCAUGAAGUUCACCAGAUAAGCUCUGGUCUGGAAGCAAUGGCUCUCAAAUCUACAAUUGACUUGACCUGCAACGACUACAUUUCAAUUUUUGAAUUUGAUAUCUUCACCAGAUUAUUUCAGCCGUGGGGUUCAAUCCUAAGGAAUUGGAACUUCUUAGCUGUGACGCAUCCUGGAUAUAUGGCAUUCCUGACAUAUGAUGAAGUGAAGGCAAGGUUACAAAAAUAUAGCACUAAGCCUGGGAGCUACAUUUUCAGACUGAGUUGCACUCGUUUGGGACAGUGGGCCAUUGGAUAUGUGACUGGUGAUGGGAACAUAUUGCAGACCAUACCUCACAAUAAGCCUCUGUUUCAAGCUUUGAUUGAUGGCAGCCGGGAGGGAUUCUAUCUGUUCCCAGAUGGACGAAGUUAUAAUCCUGAUUUGACAGGAUUAUGUGAACCCACACCACAUGAUCACAUAAAAGUCACACAGGAGCAGUAUGAAUUGUAUUGUGAAAUGGGUUCCACUUUCCAGCUGUGUAAAAUCUGUGCAGAGAAUGACAAGGAUGUGAAGAUAGAGCCUUGUGGACACCUCAUGUGCACUUCUUGUCUUACAGCGUGGCAGGAAUCUGAUGGCCAGGGCUGUCCUUUCUGCCGCUGUGAAAUCAAAGGAACUGAACCAAUCAUUGUGGAUCCCUUUGAUCCAAGGGAUGAAAACUCCAGGUGCUGCAGUAUUAUUGACAGCUUUAGUAUGCCCAUGUUGGACUUGGAUGACGAUGAUGAUAGAGAAGAGUCCUUAAUGAUGAAUCGUUUGGCUUCAGUCCGAAAGUGCAAUGAGAGGCAAAAUUCACCAGUGACUUCCCCAGGAUCUUCCCCUCUUGUACAAAGAAGAAAACCACUUCCAGAUCCCCUGCAAAUCCCACAUCUUAGUCUUCCACCUGUACCGCCUCGUCUGGAUCUAAUUCAGAAGGGAGUAGCACGGUCACCAUGUGCCAGCCCGACGGGAUCACCAAAGUCUUCCCCUUGUAUGGUGAGGAAACAAGACAAACCUUUGCCAGCACCUCCACCUCCCUUGCGUGAUCCUCCACCACCCCCACCGGAAAGACCCCCUCCGAUUCCACCAGACAAUAGGAUAAGCAGACAUCUGCAUCAUCCAGAAAGCGUGCCUUCUAGAGACCAGCCAAUGCCCCUUGAAGGCUGGUGCCCCAGAGAUGUGUUUGGGACAAAUCAGCUGGUAGGAUGUCGAAUAGGGAGUGAUGCUUCUCCCAAACCAGGACUGACUGCAAUUUCAAAUAUAAAUGGAAGGCACAACCGCAUAAGUUCUGAUCCAGGAUUUAUGAGGAAACAUAGACGUCAUGAGCUGCCCGCAGAAGGUGCUAAGAUCUUUUCAAAUGGUCACCUGGUAAAUGAAGAAUAUGAUGUCCCUCCACGGCUUUCACCUCCUCUUCCAACUGCCUCCGUCGUCCCUAGUAUGAAGUGUCCUGCUUCUUCAGCAAAUUCUCUGUCUGAUAAGUCAAGGGAUCACCCAGAUGAUGAUGAUGAUGAUGAAUACAAAAUUCCUUCUUCACAUCCUGUAGUACUGAGCUCACAACCACUUCAUAGUCAUAAUACAAAACCUCUUGCUCGGGUGUGUGAGAACGGUCAGUGUGCUGGAGUAAUGAAUGGAACACACAGUACUACUUCUGAGAUGAAGAAAUCAAAACAUCCAGAGUUAGGAGAUGCCUAUGAUGCACCUACUGUUCCGGUACCUUUGCCACCUGCACGACCUCCUCCUACCAGAGACAACCCAAAACACAGCUCUUUGCUCAACAGGACACCAUCCGAUUAUGAUCUUCUGGUGCCCCCUUUAGGUGAAGAUGCAUUUGAUAGCUCGCCUCCUUCACUACCCCCACCACCACCUCCUGCUCGACACAGCAUGAUUGAACACACAAAACCUGCUGGCUCAGGAAACAGACCUUCUUCAGGACAUGAGCUGUUCCUUCAUUCUGAUCCCCAUUUUGAUCUGAUAACUGGUCAUGUUCCUUUGCCACCUGCUCGUAGAGUAACUGGAGAAAAUGUCAAAACUAAUAGGACAUCUCAAGAUUAUGAUCAACUUCCUCCCUCUUCAGAUGGUUCACAAGCACCAGCCAGGCCCCCUAAACCACUUCCUCGGAGGACUGCACCAGAAAUACACCACAGGAAAGCAUACAGCUCUGAUAGUUCCAUGGAAAAUGUAGAUGCAAAAAUUGCAAAACUUAUGGGAGAGGGCUAUUCCUUUGAAGAAGUCAAGAGGGCACUUGAAAUUGCCCAGAAUAACGUUGAUGUCGCCCGUAGUAUUUUAAGAGAGUUUGUCUGUUUUCCUCCACCGGUCUCCCCACGCCUCAAUCUAUAGCAGCGUCAAGAUUUUCUUGGAGCAUGUGAAUUCUACAUGUACACGUGUGGAUUGGGGAAUGAGAGAAAGAAGAGAAUGGAAUAUUUUUCUUUCAUCCUUAAUAGAAGGGUGUUUGUUUCCAGCCGUUUAUCAAAGGCUCAUGGCUGCUCUGAUCAAGACUUAUAAAUAUGCUGAGGCUUAUGUAUUUUUGCUAGCCAUACUUUUUUAAAUCAGGGUUGAACUGACAAAAUAAUUUAAGAAGUUUACUUCCCUAGAACUUUUAAUCUGUGAAAUGAUUUUUCUUGUUUACAAGUUGGCAAGUUACAGUUUUCUAGUUGAUGCCUAUACUAUGUUCCUGUUCCCUUGUUAUUUGUGGUCAGUUCUGCUGUAGCAUUCCCAACAGUUUCAAUGCUGACCACUCCCAUCAACUGCAUCAACCAUCAUCAUUUUCAGGAAGUUCCGUGUUUGGAUUAUAGGUUGUUUGGGUUUUUUUCCUACAAAAUGCUUUAAUUGUUGGGGUUUUUUUGUAUUUCAGCUCAUCAAUUGCAAAAAGUAUGUGGCCUUCACUACUGAUUUUUUUUUUUUCUGAGAUUCCUUUGCUUUUGAGAGAGGAAGUAUCUGAAUGUAAAUUGUAUUAUUCUGUCUAUGAACUGCCUUUUUAAAGGUAUUUUGACGGUAAUGUUGGGCAGCUUUCUGUUUAACAUGAAUUCCAUGACCUUGUAAUCCUCAAGGUCUUUUAUACACAGUUUCCACAAAAAUAUCCCAACCAACAAAUAAAACACCUCAUGCAGCAGUGAUACCAAGUUCUAAUAUGUAAAAGCUCUUGCAAAUUUGAGUAUUUGAUUGCCCCAUGUUCAUGAUAAUACUGUGUUUGGAUUACAUACUAAUGGCACCUGUUUUCUGUGACCUAUGUAAAUUGAAACAUGCCAAUCUAGAAGGUGUCUUUUUGAAUCGUAUUAAUGGUGUUCAGGUAAAUUCCAGUUCUAACUUCUGUAAAGUAGAAUGCGGUUAAUUUUUUUGUUUGAGUGAUUAUCCUGUGGUUCAUUGUGGCUUGGAUCAGUUUAUAUUUACAUGGAAACAUUAAAUCUUUGAUGCACUGUUAAUUCCUAAUGCUACUGUAGCAAUAUUUUUUGCUAAGUUCUUUUUUAACCUCCUCCUCUGUACACUUCUUUAUUCUCAAGUAUUUGUUUAAUACCCAAGUUCAUUCACUCACUUUCCAGCUGCUUAGGUGAAAAUACAUUUUUGCUUUAUGUGGUUGGUGAUACUCCAGGCUUUGUUUCAUUUUUGAGCCCAGAUUGAUGCAAGCCAAAUUGAAAGUCUUCCCAAUUUCAGAAAAGAGAGAAGACAACACUUUUCUCUGUACACAAAGCUGAGAGUUUGAAUAUUUCCAGAAUAAUUCUUAAGAUUGCUGCUUUCUUGAGUUUUUUGGGGGGAAAUUUUAAAAUCUGCUUUUCUUUUCUUACUGUUAAAAAGAUAAAACUAUGUGGUCGUUAGAAUAUUUUUCACAUUUUGACAUGUGACAAGUAUAGGAGAAUUUUCAGUGUGCUGAACAGAGUGUGAGGCAUAUAGUUAUUGUUUCCUUUCAGUUAUCAGUAUUCUCCUUCACUCAGAUCAAGUGGUAAAAGUUAAAUCACUUACAGGAUCAGAUCUCAGCAGCCAAUUUUUGUUUUAAAGAUUUUUUUAUUUGUUUUAAAAACAGCAGAUAGCUGUAUUGCAGGAUUCAAAAUAAAGACCCGAUAGAAGUUACUGUGGUAUCUGAAAGUCCGUUGUUUCAUCAAAGAACUUAUUCUUGAAACUAAUUAAAUAAAUUAUUCUUGAAACUAAUUAAAUUAUUUUGAAGCAUCACAAAGCAUAGUAUGGAUAUCAUUAAUCUGCUUCAUUGAUAAAAGAUGUUGAGGAGAAUUCAGGGUAUAGGGAAGAGCUGCUGUUCUAUUUUGAUUUAUGCAAAUUAGUGAAUUUGUUCUAGAAAAGGGCAUUUGCAACUUCCUUUAGUGUUCAGUCCUUGAGUACAACUUAUGAGAAGUUUUGUUUGAGGUUAUACUCUGUGCUUUUCAGUUCGAGUUAAUCUUUCCUCUGUUUGAGGGAAAGCUUUGUGCAGUCUUGAAUGCUCUUGUUCAUUUGAUUUGUUUACAACAUUACUCUAGUAUUUUAGCUAACUAAAAAUUCGAAAUGAUUCAUGCUAUUAAAUUAAGCACUCUGGUGGUACUGGAAUUAUUUAAUUGAUGUUCUAGCAUAACUGCCAGCAUAGGAACCAUGACAGUGAAAAAAGAACACUUUACAAGGAUGAGGAAACAAUCUGCAGAUUGAGUUUUGAAAAUUUGAAUUGUAAUGGAAACCUAAUUUUCCCCUUUUUGUGCAGAAGCUUAGUAUAAAUACAGCCUUAUAUUUCAAUUAGAGGCCAGAACUGCUGCAUGAUAGGUUAAGGUUAAAAAAAAAAAAAAAAAGCUUGAUGAGCAAUAUUCUGAGUGGUAACUUGAAAAGACUUCCAUUAAUCUUUAAAUGGGUGUGCUAAUAACACGCGUUCUAAAUAGUGGAACAGGAAGACUAUUUAAACCCUGUUUUGGUUAGUAGUUUUAAAGUCAAAUGGAGCAAAUUUGCUUUGCUAGAGUGUUGAUGUUUACUCUGCAGGAAUUUAUAGGCUUAAAAUAAAUUAAUCUGUCUACAGUCUAGUUCUUUAAACUCAUUAUCUAAACAUAUUAACCUUUGAAAGACAAAGGUUAGAGCCUGGCAGUGUGUUAUGUACAUGUAUAACUAAGGAAGGCUGAUUUUAGUGAGUGCUUGAAUGAACAAAGUUGGUUAAGCUGGGAAAUAUGCUAUCAUAUUUCUUCAAAGUAAAUGCCAUUGCAGGCUUUAGACCAUCAUACUGAUGUCUGUUGGCCUCACCUCUUGUCUUCUUUUGGCUGAAUUACUGCGUUUUAAGCAAAUUGGCUAGAUCAGAAGUUGAGCAGAGUAAGGAGACAUCAGCAGCAUGGUUCUCUUCCAAAGACAACAAGUAGAAAAAACUGGAAUUGUGAUAAAAUAAGUGAAUUUAGUAUGAAUGGCCAUGUUAAUGACUUGGCUGGAACCUUAAAGUGGCCACUGGUAAAAUUUGUUAAUGUUCAGUAUCUCAAAAGUGUAUGUGGCACAGUUUUAUUUAUAAUGUGAAUUUAAGAAGUUUUGUACCGGGAUCAUUUCUUCUGUUGUAUUUCUCUCAUUUUCAGCUUGAAGCUUUACUUUGCACUGUUGACUCUGACCUGAAAGCAUUUAAAUUUAUGUCUUAGAGCUUGACAAAUUUUGAAACAAAUGUACAACGUAUUCUAAGCCAAGUCAGAUACUACCUGUUGACCUGGAAUUUAGCGCUUUUAGGAAUGAUUUCUUGAAAAAGGACUUCAGUAGUUUCCAUUUUGAAGGAUUUUCUUUCAAAUAACUGUUUUAUCUGAAAAUGCCUUUUGUAAGCUUGUCUAACAUGUGGCAAACUUAGUGACGUGUUCAAUUAAUUUAUAUUUUAUUCAACAUUCUUUUUAAAUUUUGGUUCUUAUGUAAGCUCAAGUUCUUUAUCUGUUCUUGUAAGGUAUUUUAUAAAAUUAAUGUUAACAGAAUGUUGUGUUGGUCUGUGAUUUUUCAAGACUCUGUCUCUCAUAUUGAAUAUCAUCAUCUUUCACAUUGCCUAUCCUGGGUAGGGGCCUUGGGAACUGUUGUUUUCUAAGCCACAGAAAUGAGGUCUUACUUCAAAAUAAGGUGAAUUGUUGCAUUGAGAAAUUCACUUUA
Messenger RNA from Cuculus canorus (common cuckoo), 6876 nucleotides. It is a transcript of the gene CBLB, whose product is annotated as Cbl proto-oncogene B. The record is from RefSeq and is a predicted model, not a curated record. NCBI's taxonomy places the organism in Eukaryota, Metazoa, Chordata, Aves, Cuculiformes, Cuculidae. The coding region runs from base 223 to 3150 and encodes 975 amino acids. Gene Ontology annotation, biological process: cell surface receptor signaling pathway; negative regulation of epidermal growth factor-activated receptor activity. Gene Ontology annotation, molecular function: calcium ion binding; receptor tyrosine kinase binding; SH3 domain binding. The transcript has 19 exons. Gene Ontology annotation, cellular component: plasma membrane; membrane raft.